UAAUUACGCCCUCGCCACCCAUUUUACUAUUCUUUCAUUUUCAAGCUCUAGCUAACUUCAGAAUCCUAAAUUGGGUCUUAUCUUUAUUCGAUUCACGUCCUCACCUUAACCCCACCUAUUUUACACCGUUAUUCCUUCAUUUUAAGACUCUAGCCAACUCGAGAAUUCGAUCUUAUUCGGUUAUAGCCUAUACCAUUAUAUCUAGAUAAGGUGCUGAAUUCGAUUCACGCCCUCACCUUAACCCGUCAUUAUUCCUCUUUUUCAAUCUCUAUCUAACUCAAAAAUUGAGUCUUAUCUCAAUUAUAAAGUACACCACUUUAACUAGAUAAAGUGUUGAAUUCGAUUCACGCCCUCAUCUUAACCAGACCCAUUUAACACCAUUAUUCCUUUAUUUUCAAGUUCUAUCUAAUUCGAAAACGGGGUUGUAUCUCAAUUAUAGCAUAUACCACUUUAACUAGAUAAAGUGUUAGAAUUCGAUUUUUACUGUCCCUCUAUUAAAUCUCUCUUUUUCUCGGUGUACCCAGUAAUAAAAAAACAACCAUAAUCAAAUGGGAAAUACUCUAGGAAACAAGAGAACGACCAAAAUAAUGAAAAUAAGUGGAGAAACAAUGAAGUUUAAAACACCCAUUCAAGCUAAAGAUGUGGUGAAAGACUACCCGGGUCACGUAGUGUUAGAUUCCGAGGCUGUAAAGCAUUAUGGAAUUCGGGCCAAACCACUUGACCCAUUUCAAAAUUUGGAGCCUAAAAAGCUUUAUUUUUUAGUGGAGCUUCCUAAAUUUCCUAAUGAUCAUAAACAUCGUGUACCAAGACGGGUCCGGUCUGGGAUCCAUAUGUCGGCUAAAGACCGUCUUGAGAGCUUAAUGCUGUCAAGACGAUCAGUGUCGGACCUCUCCAUCAUGAGACCAACGACUAGCGUCGUGGUCGAUAGUGAUGGAUGGUCCGACGACAUAAAUGACGGGUUAAGAGUGAAAUUAAAGGUCCCGAAAAAUGAGGUCGAGAGGUUGAUGAGCCAAAGUAGGGAUCAAGAUGAAGUUGCUAUGAAGAUUGUGGAGUUGUGUUUAGGAAAAAAUGGUCAAAAUUAGACAGAGUAACGAAGGUGUAACAAGUUGAAAUACAAGAGGUUACAAGAAACGAGUAGGAUUAUUUAUCCAAUUUGCGAAAGAGAAAUCAGACUAGUGGCUUCGUCAUGACUACACUUUCCCAAGUCACAACCCAAAAAAUGUAAAAAAAAAAAAAAAAAAAAAUUAUUGGUACCUUGAUGUUUUCUGUACAACCACAUGUAUAUAAUUGUACGAAAAUAUUUUGCUUGAUUCUACUAUAUGAUAUAUUUAUUUAUUUAUUUGUAUUUAUCUUUUUGAAAUUUUAAAAAAAUAAAUAAAUUGUAAUUGCAUGUCGUCCCUAAUGGAAAGGUACAUCCUUUAUUUACAAUUAGUGGAACUUACGCCUAGUUUUCUACAAUCUUGUCAUGGACGACCUACUUUGCAAGAUACUCUUCAAAAUUAAUUUGCUCCUUAAAUUCCUAUUAUUAGCUUUAUUUUAAAUAAUUGGGUCGAUCAAGAGAAAAUGAAAUUAGUUGAGAAUCAAAUUAAGAAUUUUUGUCUGAGAAAUAAAAUAAAUGAUAUAUUUACUCCAAUUAUAUUUUUUUAUAGAGCUUUUAAGUAUAAUCCCUCA
Molecule: messenger RNA, 1671 nt
Organism: Amaranthus tricolor (Joseph's coat)
Lineage: Eukaryota; Viridiplantae; Streptophyta; Magnoliopsida; Caryophyllales; Amaranthaceae
Exons: 2
Coding region: 549-1082 (177 amino acids)
Source: RefSeq, a predicted model, not a curated record